This is a messenger RNA of Gopherus flavomarginatus (Mexican gopher tortoise), 4625 nucleotides long. RefSeq names its product ribosomal protein S6 kinase A5 (gene RPS6KA5). Bases 200 to 2620 code for a protein of 806 amino acids. Gene Ontology annotation, biological process: regulation of DNA-templated transcription; protein phosphorylation; intracellular signal transduction. The record is from RefSeq and is a predicted model, not a curated record. Gene Ontology annotation, molecular function: magnesium ion binding; protein serine/threonine kinase activity; ATP binding. Lineage: Eukaryota; Metazoa; Chordata; Testudines; Testudinidae. The transcript has 18 exons.
GGAGCCGGAGCGAGGGGGGAGCUGCAGGGACUGGAUCUUGGGGAGGCGGAAUUUUAAUGUUGUUUUCUUUUUGUUUAAUGUUAUGGCUUUUAACCCGCAAAUACGUCUGUGAACAAUAAAAUCCUGCCAAACACGGUGACCCCACACGCACACCCCAGGCGGGAGGCAGAGGGGCGGGGGAUGGCGAGCCUGUGAGAAAAUGGAGGGACCCUCCGGCUCUGCAGAGGAAGGGGAGCUGCCCCUCCUCACUGUCAAGCACGAGCUGAAGAACGCAAAUUUGACAGGCCAUGCAGAGAAGGUGGGCAUUGAAAACUUCGAACUUUUGAAAGUUCUUGGAACAGGAGCUUAUGGAAAAGUAUUUCUAGUGAGGAAAAUAAGUGGCCAUGAUAAUGGAAAGCUGUAUGCUAUGAAAGUAUUGAAAAAAGCAACAAUAAUUCAAAAAGCCAAGACAGCAGAACACACAAGGACGGAACGACAAGUACUGGAACAUAUUAGGCAAUCACCAUUUUUGGUCACAUUGCACUAUGCUUUCCAGACAGACACAAGACUUCAUCUCAUUUUAGAUUAUAUAAAUGGAGGAGAACUUUUUACUCACCUUUCUCAAAGAGAGAGAUUUACGGAAAAUGAGGUGCAGAUAUACAUUGGAGAAAUUGUACUGGCUCUUGAACACCUGCACAAGUUGGGGAUUAUAUAUCGAGAUAUAAAACUUGAGAAUAUUCUACUUGAUUCUAAUGGCCACGUUGUGCUGACAGACUUUGGUCUGAGUAAGGAGUUUCUUACAGAUGAAAAUGAGAGAGCAUAUUCCUUUUGUGGAACUAUAGAAUACAUGGCUCCAGAUAUUGUCAGAGGAGGAGACACCGGACAUGACAAGGCUGUUGAUUGGUGGAGUCUUGGUGUUCUUAUGUAUGAGUUAUUAACUGGAGCAUCACCUUUUACAGUUGAUGGAGAGAAAAAUUCCCAGGCUGAGAUUUCUAGGAGAAUAUUAAAAAGUGAACCUCCGUAUCCCCAAGAAAUGAGUGCUUUAGCUAAAGAUGUAAUUCAGCGUCUUUUGAUGAAAGAUCCCAAGAAAAGGCUGGGCUGUGGUCCAGGUGGUGCUGAUGAAAUCAGACAACAUCCCUUCUUUCAGAAAAUAAACUGGGACGAUUUAGCUGCCAAAAAAAUACCAGCUCCGUUUAAACCAGUAAUCCGGGAUGAGUUGGAUGUUAGUAAUUUUGCAGAGGAGUUUACGGAAAUGGAUCCCACAUACUCUCCUGCAGCCACACCACAGACUUCAGAGAAAAUAUUUCAGGGAUAUUCUUUUGUUGCUCCUUCUAUCUUGUUUAAACGCAAUGCAGCCACAGUAGAUCCUGUUCAAUUUCAUACGGGAUUUGAAAGACCUGGAGUUACAACUAUUGCCAGAAGUGCUAUGACGAAGGACUCUCCAUUUUAUCAUCACUAUGAACUGGAUCUGAAAGAGAAACCACUGGGAGAAGGAAGUUUUUCCAUCUGUCGAAAGUGUUUACACAAGAAAACUAGCCAAGAAUAUGCAGUAAAAAUAAUUAGCAAAAGAAUGGAAGCCAACACCCAGAGGGAAAUAACAGCUUUGAAACUCUGUGAAGGACACCCCAAUGUAGUGAAAUUGCAUGAAGUUUAUCAUGAUCAGCUUCACACAUUUCUAGUAAUGGAACUGCUGAAGGGAGGAGAAUUGCUUGAACGCAUUCAGAAAAAGAAACAUUUCAGUGAGACAGAAGCCAGUUAUAUCAUGCGCAAACUUGUUUCAGCUGUGAGCCACAUGCAUGAUGUAGGAGUCGUCCAUAGAGAUCUGAAACCUGAGAUUGUAACCAGUGAUGUUAACAUUCCAGUAAAGGGAAGCAUCCACCCAGAGAAUUUAUUGUUCACAGAUGAAAGUGAUAAUUCAGAAAUAAAAAUAAUUGAUUUUGGAUUUGCUCGGUUAAAACCACCUGAUAAUCAGCCUCUUAAGACUCCAUGUUUUACUCUUCAUUAUGCUGCUCCAGAGCUCUUGAAUCACAAUGGUUAUGAUGAAUCCUGUGAUCUCUGGAGUUUGGGGGUUAUUUUGUAUACAAUGCUGUCAGGACAGGUACCCUUCCAGUCUCAAGACAAAGGUUUAACAUGCAUCAGUGGACUGGAAAUUAUGAAGAAAAUUAAAAAAGGAGAAUUCUCCUUUGAAAGAGAAGCCUGGAAGAAUGUAUCUCAAGAAGCCAAAGAUUUGAUACAAGGACUUCUUACAGUGGAUCCAAAUAAAAGAAUUAAAAUGUCCAGCUUGAGAUACAGUGAAUGGCUUCAAGAUGGGAGCCAGCUGUCAUCCAAUCCUCUAAUGACUCCUGAUAACUUAGGCUCUUCAGGAGCUGCUGUACAUACAUAUGUCAAAGCAACCUUUCAUGCAUUUAACAAGUACAAAAGGGAAGGAUUUUGCCUCCAGAAUGUUGACAAGGCACCUCUUGCUAAAAGAAGGAAGAUGAAAAAGACAAGUACAAGCACAGAGACACGUAGCAGUUCCAGUGAAAGUUCACAUUCUUCCUCCUCUCAUUCUCAUGGUAAAACUACACCAACAAAAACCCUGCAGCCAACAAAUCCUGCAGAGAGCAAUAACCCAGAAACCAUAUUCCAGUUCUCUGAUUGAAAAGCAGAGAAAUAUCCUCUCUUGAACAAUUAAGAGGUGAUAAGUCUGGUAGUACUUGUCCCUCCUUGGAACAGAGGGAUUACAGGGAUAUGUUCAUUGCUUUGAACAACUUGUUUCAGUUCUGCCUUUUUAGCUUUUUGUUUCAAGACAUUUGGUUUUAGUCUUAGUUCAGAAUCAUUGGAUGUGGUAUAAUAUUGUGAAUACAACCAACAUUGAACUCUCUUAGGGCUGGAUUGGUAUGCAGUCUAGUCCUGAGUAAGGGGUAAUCACAUUGUUGUUUUGUCCCUGGAAGAAGAGUGUUACUGAGAGGCAUAAUCUCCUUUCAGUUUCCCCACUGUUCCAGGGAGGGAAUAUGCUGUAAAAGUCAAUGUGUACUCCCUGAAAUGCUGUGUAACUAGGCAUGUUGUGUGGAGCAGAGUCAAGAGUCCUCCUGCCCAUCUGCAUAAGGAGGGUCAUAGCAGCUCUGGUUCCCUCCGCACACAAGUAAUGGCAGUACAGUGCACUAAAGCAAGAGGCCAUCUUACAUCACUUCUAACCAGGGCCGGCGCUUCCAUUUAGGCGACCUAGGCGGUUGCCUAGGGCAUCAGGAUUUGGGAGGGCGGCAUUUUGCCGACCUUGGCAGCAAUUCGGUGGCGGGAGGUCCUUCCGCGCUCUGGGUCAGCGGUGGCAAUUCUGCGACGGGUCCUUCACUCGCUCUGGGACCCGCUGCCGAAGUUCCCUGAAGACCAAGAGCGCGGAAGGACACCCCCCCCCCCGCCGCAGAAUUGCUGCCAAUGACCGGGAGCACGGAAGGACCCCCGCCUAGGGCGCCAAAAACCCUGGUGCCGCUCCUGCUUCUAACUCCCUUGUGUUGGUGCAUAGGAUGGGCUGGAACCUGGACCUUAUUUUGGAAUUUAAGAACAGAGAUGAACAUAAAAGGAGUACCAUUAUGCUGUUUUACAAAUUUAUUCCUUAAAUUUGGUUUUACGCUACUCAGAAUAUAACAGUCUUAUAUUAUCUAGAUCAGGGGUAGGCAACCUAUGGCACAGGUGCCGAAGGCGGCAUGCGAGCUGAUUUUCAGUGGCACUCACACUGCCCAGGUCCUGACCACCAGUCCAGGGUGCUCUGCAUUUUAAUUUAAUUUUAAAUGAAGCUUCUUAAACAUUUUUAAAACCUUAUUUACUUUACAUACAACAAUAGUUUAGUUAUAUAUUAUAGAAAGAGACCUUCUAAAAAUGUUAAAAUGUAUUACUGGCACGCAGAACCUUAAGUUAGAGUGAAUAAAUGAAAACUCAUCACAGCACUUCUGAAAGGUUGCCGACCCCUGAUCUAGAUGCAAAAGGAAUCUAUGGCUAGCAAGAUGAGGUGACUUUGCACUGUAAUGCUAUUGUUUAUUUAUAUUUCUAGAAAAUAUAAUUUUUUAAAAAACUUUUCAAGCUCCAAAACUCAUUUGAAGAAAAGAAGUUGAAAUUUAGUACUGAACAUUUUUUUAAAAAUGGUCAUGUGUUCAAAUAUCUAUUUCAAGGAACAGCUAUAAUGUAUUGUGUUUAUCUUUUAUAUUUAUAUGAUAACUUGAAGAUACCAAGAUGAAUCUUUUUUUUAAAAGAUGCAGAAACUCCAAAUUCCAUUUUUGUUAUCAUGGGGUCCAUAUUGAAUGCAUGCCAACCGAUGUUUUUAAUUUUUGCAUUGCACAAACAUGGCAGUUAGCUCAAUACUGAUUGUAAAAUAUUCAAAUAUAUUUUUCUUAUUUGUGCUUUAUAAAACAUCUGAAUGAUUUUGAUGUUUUCUCAUGGAGUGUAUUUGGGAUCCCACAAGGUGUUGCAUGCCGCUCUGAGAUGCUGAGUGUCCUUAAGUCUCACUGAUUUCAGUGGGAGUUGUGGGCUCUUAGCAUCUUUGGAGGAGUGCUCAGCACCUGGCAGGAAUGAAACUCUGUAUCUUUGCCAUUAUUUUUUUUAUUCCUUAUAUUACAUUUCCUUCCUCACAUCUUGCUUCUAUCUUGUACAUAAUAAAUAACUAGACUUGGGCA